UCUAUGAUAGAGAGCCUUUGUUAAAGUAACAGCAAUCAACGUUUAGAGUAUAGGCUGCAAACAACCCGCGGUUUGUUCAUAGUUCUCACCAGGAAUUACUUUCUAUUUCGUGUCAUUGGUCUACGAGGGUAAGAUUUGAUCUAUAAGGGACAUGGGCCGGAGCAAGAGCCGAACUCCUCCACCGAGACGAGAGAGAAGGCGUUCCCACUCAACUUCGCGGGAGCGUGAGCGAAGGCGAAGGGAGAGAGAUCGCUCUCGCUCUCGAGAUCGGGACCGAGACCGGCGCAGAAGUCGCUCACGAUCUCCUCACAGGAGGCGCUCGAGCAGGUCGCCUCCUCGACGUCAUCGCUCCUCCUCCCUCUCUCCUACAAGGCAGAAAGAUGACCGCAAAGAUGUUAAGGACAAGCCAGCGAAGCCCAUUCAGAUCUCAGAGGAAGACAUGCAGGGCAAGACAGAAGAGGAGAUUGAGAUGAUGAAACUGAUGGGUUUUGCUUCCUUUGACAGCACCAAGGGGAAGAAAAGUGAGGCAUCAGCUAAUGCACAUGCUAUCAACGUGUCCAUGAAGAGAAAAUACAGGCAGUACAUGAACAGAAAGGGUGGAUUCAACAGACCACUGGACUUCAUCGCUUGAAAGUACCUGAGAAACUUCCCUCCAUUGUCCUCCUCACAAUAGUGGAUGAUAUUGAGCAAUUUCCUGUUUUGUUUGCUUCCUUUUUUUUUUUUUCAUGAGUAAACACAUAAAUGUAAAUAGAAGUGCUUGAAGUGAGCCGGGCUCAGUAUUGAUAAGGACACAAUGCAUGGAGCUUUGUGUUGUUGAGGCGUGUGUAAUUUUUUUUAUUUUAAAUAAAAGCAUUUAAAAAUG
Molecule: messenger RNA, 862 nt
Organism: Micropterus salmoides (largemouth bass)
Lineage: Eukaryota; Metazoa; Chordata; Actinopteri; Centrarchiformes; Centrarchidae
Gene: snrnp27
Product: small nuclear ribonucleoprotein 27 (U4/U6.U5)
Exons: 6
Coding region: 152-631 (159 amino acids)
Biological process (GO): RNA splicing
Cellular component (GO): precatalytic spliceosome
Source: RefSeq, a predicted model, not a curated record